Ipomoea triloba (trilobed morning glory) is the source of this 2025-nucleotide messenger RNA. RefSeq lists its product as uncharacterized. The transcript is spliced from 5 exons. Bases 1 to 2025 code for a protein of 674 amino acids. The record is from RefSeq and is a predicted model, not a curated record. Lineage: Eukaryota; Viridiplantae; Streptophyta; Magnoliopsida; Solanales; Convolvulaceae.
AUGACAUGUGAAGCUCCAGUUAUUCGCAAUUUACAACAAUUGGUUGCUAAUGUUGAUACGGUCAAGGAUGAUAAUGUUCCGCAAGACGCUGGAGCAAAGAUGGACAAAUCCAUAAACAUUGGUAAUGCCCCUCCUAUUUUUAGGAUUCAUGGACAGAAUUUUCACCUAAUUGGAGGUUUAAUUCCUCAAGAAGGCAAUAAGCCCAAAUUUGCUCAAUUAUACAUUCACGACACGGAUAAUGAGGUAGACAAUCGGAUCAGUUCAUUCAGCAUGGGUGAAAAGAAUGCAGCAGUGCAUUUGGAAAUUGUGAAAGAUAUAAAGCAUGAUCUAGAUGAACACAAUGUGUUGGUGAAAUCAUUUCGCUGUGCCAAGGGUCAUAUUGACUCAAAUCCAAGAGUAGAUUUCAAGAUGAGGUUAAUUGGUAAGCGAAAUGGUGAUGCAAGGACAUACAACCUACCAACGGUGUCAGAGGUUGCUGCUCUUAUCGUGGGUGACAUUGAUCCAACGAUGGGUUCCAGGGAUAUUUUGGUUGAGACUAAUUCAGGUGGUCUAAAGAGGAUAAACGAGCUUAACCCUGCUUACCUUCCUUUGCAAUAUCCCAUUCUUUUCCCGUAUGGUGAAGACGGCUACAGAGAGGAUAUCCAAUUCAAUGCAGUUCGAAUCAAGCAAAGUGGUGGUCGAUGUCGUGUGUCGCAGCGUGAGUUCUUCGCUUACAGGAUACAUGAGAGGUUUAACGAUUUGUCCACAAUCUUAUAUGCACGGAGACUUUUCCAACAAUUCCUGGUAGAUGCCUACACAAUGGUUGAGUCUAGCAGGCUUCUGUAUAUUAGAAAUAAUCAAAAGUCCUUGAGAUGUGAAGCAUACAAAGGCCUUUCAGAUGCGUUGACCAGAGGAGAAGUUGAGACUAGCAAACAAGGUAAACGAAUAAUAUUGCCAUCCAGUUUCACUUGUGGUGCUAGAUAUAUGAUCCAAAAUUAUCAGGAUGCUAUGGCUAUUUGUCGACAUAAGGGUUAUCCAAAUUUAUUUAUCACAUUUACAUGCAACCCGAAGUGGCCGGAGAUUCAAAGAUACAUGAAAAAAUGCAACCUCAACGCUGAAGAUAGGCCAGACAUUGUAUGUAGGGUGUUUAAGAUGAAGCUAGACUGCUUAGUCAAAGAAAUACGGUCGGGAACACUGUUCGGUACAGUUACUGCAGUCGUAUAUACCAUUGAAUUCCAGAAGCGGGGUUUACCACAUGCUCACAUUAUAGUCUUUAUGGAAAGAUUGUCAACACCAUUUACUACACAAACAAUGGACAAAUUCAUUUCAGCUGAAAUUCCUGACAAAGAGGUUGACAUUGAAUACUACAAAGUUGUUGAAGAAUUUAUGAUUCAUGGACCAUGUGGAUUACAUAGGCCAAAAUCUCCAUGCAUGGUAAACAAGAAGUGUUCAAAGCACUUCCCAAAGAAAUUUGUUAAUGUAUCAACUUGGGAUGAUGAUGGGUAUCCGAUAUACAAGCGAAGGGAAAGUUCUAGAAUUGUGGAGAAGAAUGGUGUGCAGUUGGAUAACAGAUAUGUGGUACCACAUAAUAGAUAUUUGCUUCUCAAGUAUAAGGCACACAUCAAUGUGGAGUGGUGCAAUCAAUCUAGGGCGAUCAAAUAUCUUUUUAAGUACGUGAACAAAGGCAACGACAGGGUCAUUGCAGAAUUCUACAAGAGCACGAAUGAUGAGCAACAAAAUGACACUGUUGAUGAAAUAGCAAAGUAUUACGAUUGCAGUAUGUUCACUGCUUGGUUUGAGGCUAACAAGAAAUUUGAUUCUGCGAAGGAGUUGCCAUACAUUGACAUGCCAACAAAGUUUGUUUGGAAGAAGGAUAUCAAAGAGUGGCAUCCCAGGCAGAGGGGGUUCUCAAUUGGAAGAAUUUUUUAUGUACCUCCAGGAAGUGGUGAAAUCUACUACUUGAGGUGUCUUCUAAAUGUAGUUCGAGGGCCGACUAAUUUUGAGGACAUCAAGUCAUAUAAGGGUGUCAUAUACCCCACUUUUUGA